Metarhizium acridum CQMa 102 is the source of this 1671-nucleotide messenger RNA. RefSeq lists its product as uncharacterized. The record is from RefSeq and is a predicted model, not a curated record. Gene Ontology annotation, molecular function: protein tyrosine phosphatase activity. Lineage: Eukaryota; Fungi; Ascomycota; Sordariomycetes; Hypocreales; Clavicipitaceae. Gene Ontology annotation, cellular component: cytoplasm.
AUGACGCUUCUUUACAAGGCUCUUGCAGUCCUUCUUGCGGGCGUCACAGCUGUUCAAGGGGUGACCCUUGGGGAAGUUGGUCAGUCUAUUCCAGACUGCGGCGGACUGGCACGGUUUGAAAAAGUAGUAGCUCGCCUGGACUAUAGAGACGGGCUUUAUCGCUCCUCUGCUCCCUACUAUGUCAAUGAAGACGAGGACCUGAAAAUAUCCCAAGACACUAUUCGAUGUCUCCAGAAAUAUGGCAUCACGCACGUCAUCUCUCUUAAUAGUCAGGCCAAUAGCCCGGCUAUUAGGCAUGCCCUUGAGCAGCAUGGAAUCGUUUACACGGCGCUACCUAUUCCCGACUACCACGCUCCCUCCAUGGACCAGGUCGAACAAGCCUGGCAUGCUUUCCGCGCCCAUAGGGCAAGCACGCUUGUUUGGUGUGGCUUUGGGCACGGCAGGACCGGAACAAUAAUCACUGCGCUGCAGAUGCACGCCCAAGCAGAGAGGGGCGAAUCGCUAGAAUGGACUCGUUGGCUGUACAUGGUUGAAAACUCGGUGGAAAGGGACGUCCAGUAUGACCUUUUAGACGAGCUACAACUACGGCUACGCCAUGGAUACCAGAGCCAGAUUGAGUCCCCAACGGCUGCCGUGGCGGUUGAUCUGGCGGGAGCCGAGCAGCGUGUGAUGGAGGGCGACUUUGAUGGGCUUGAUUGCUCUGUCGCUCUAGGUGCCGCUCUGGGCUCUUCCUGGGACUUUUUCCAUUUCAAGAGAUCACUGCCUGGUGAGAAUAGCGAAUGCAGGCAAGCCCAGGAAAUGCUACUGCGCCAGCAAUGCGGAGUUAGCGACUAUAGCCGUCCCUCCGCCAACUACUUUGGAUCGCAGGGAAUCCGCAUCUUCGCACGCGGCAGACAGGGCGACCUCAUUGUGAAGGGCUGGGAGAACAGUCAGUGGUGGGACCAUUGGACCAGCCGAGGGGGCUACAUUGCCAGCGAGCCUGCUGCGAUAUUUGUCCAGGAGGGAGAUGUCCGUGUCUACGCACGAAGCAAGGACAAUCACCUUGUGGAAUCGGGCUACUACGCCGGUCAGUGGCAGCCGUGGAAAGACCUGGGCGGAGAGAUUGCCGGUGCCCCUUCAGCCAUCUACCUUGGAGACCACGGCAUCCGCGUCUACGCACGCGGCAUGACCGGCAGACUUGUGGAAACCGCUUACUAUGACGGGAAAUGGCAGGCUUGGAAAGAAAUCGGAGGACACAUUGUGGACGACCCUUCAGCCAUCUGGAUGAAAGACGAGGAGGGCAUCCGCAUCUACGCACGGAACAGGCUCGGCCAGCUCAUAGAAAAGGCCUUUACGAACGGGGAGUGGCAGGAGUGGAAGACUAUAGGCGGCCAAAUCAGCAGCUCGCCGUCGGCCAUAUAUCUCGGUCCUGGAGAGAUCCGCGUCUACGCACGCAAUCACCGCUACCAGUUAGUCGAGCAGUCUACUAGGGGAGGCCGCCUGCGGGCAUAUUGGACCAACCUGGGCGGAAACAUUGUGGGCUCGCCCGGAGCCAUGUACAUGGGAGCUGAUGGCAUCCGCGUGUAUGCGCGAAACGCCAAAGGCAACCUGCUGGAGAAGGGUACCUGGUCAGGCAGAUGGCACGGUUGGACAGACUUGGGCCGGAAGGAAUGUCAAGGUAGAAAGGACUAA